Messenger RNA from Ictalurus punctatus (channel catfish), 12291 nucleotides. It is a transcript of the gene epha3, whose product is annotated as eph receptor A3. NCBI's taxonomy places the organism in Eukaryota, Metazoa, Chordata, Actinopteri, Siluriformes, Ictaluridae. The transcript has 4 exons. Bases 194 to 1045 code for a protein of 283 amino acids. Gene Ontology annotation, molecular function: transmembrane-ephrin receptor activity; ATP binding; protein binding. Gene Ontology annotation, biological process: protein phosphorylation; axon guidance; cell surface receptor protein tyrosine kinase signaling pathway. Gene Ontology annotation, cellular component: plasma membrane; neuron projection. The record is from RefSeq and is a predicted model, not a curated record.
GGUUGGUGUAGGACCCAGCGGAAGUGCGGAGGGUGAGGGAGCGCGCGCGCAGACUCCUCCUUGUCUCCGGUGUCAAACUUGACAUCAGCGCUCGCGCCGAGAAUGGUAACUGGUUCAGCGGCGCAGAGCUCACUCACGUCGGUGGCAUGCUUCAUGGAGUUAUGUACCUUUCCUUGCCCGCUCAACUGCCGUCAUGGGUUGCACGCGCUUCCUAACCCUUCUGCUCCUUCUCUUCAUGCUCGUUUCCUGUGCCGAAUUCAUCGUUUAUCCGUCCAAUGAAGUUAACCUGUUGGAUUCCAAAGCAAGCCAAGGGGAGCUGGGAUGGAUAUCAUAUCCACCACAUGGGUGGGAAGAGAUCAGUGGUGUGGAUGAGCACUACACACCGAUUCGGACCUUCCAGGUGUGCAAUGUGAUGGAGUACAGCCAGAACAACUGGCUGAGAACCAACUGGAUCCCUCGAAGUUCUGCUCAGAAGAUAUAUGUGGAGCUCAAGUUCACUCUGAGAGACUGCAACAGCAUCCCACUGGUGCUGGGAACCUGCAAAGAAACCUUCAACUUGCACUACCUGGAGACAGACGAGGACCAGGGCAGUAAGUUCCGUGAACACCAGUUCUCGAAAAUAGACACCAUUGCAGCCGAUGAAAGCUUUACUCAGAUGGACCUGGGGGAUCGUAUUCUUAAACUCAACACUGAAGUGCGAGAAGUUGGUCCAGUCACUAAGAAAGGUUUUUACCUGGCCUUCCAGGAUGUGGGGGCUUGCGUGGCCCUGGUGUCAGUGAGGGUGUACUUUAAGAAAUGCCCUUUCACAGUGCGGAACCUGGCCAGUUUUCCUGACACAGUACCCAUGGACACUCAGUCAUUAGUGGAGGUGAGGGGCUCCUGCGUCAACAACUCCAAGGAAGAGGACCCUCCCAAAAUGUACUGUAGCACUGAGGGAGAAUGGCUGGUACCCAUUGGGAAAUGUUUGUGUAACAUUGGUUAUGAGGAUCGGGGAGUCACCUGCCAAGAGAUACAUACCGACACACCUCUGAUCUGUAAGCCAUAGUGGGUGUGUGUUGGGACUGAGAAGUAUGAGCACUCAGUCCAACGGGGAAGAGGAUAGAUUUGUGGUGUAGGCGCCCACAAAGAGCAGCUUGAAGCAGUUAAGAUUGUGAAACACUCUUCGGUAUCACCUCAUCAGGAGACAGAAUAGAUGUGUGCUUGGAAUCCAAGACUUUGUGGUGAAAGGUGUGUGUGUGUGUGUGUGUGUGUGUGUGUGUGUGUGUGUGUAUCAAAGUGUUCUUAGAGGAUCCUGUGAGUUACUCUAUUCUCCCCUGCUUGUUUUAUAAAUGUAAUAUAGAAGAUAUAAAGGAAAAUGAUUUACAUAGCUCUACUCCUUGAAAGAUUUAUUAUAGAUGUAUGGACAGUGUGCACUUUUGCCAGAUUCAGAAGGUUAAAUGAGCAAGAACGUCAAUGUUAGGAUGGAAGUUCGUUACAGGGAGAGCUGGCUCAGAGUAAAUAUACUGAACCAUGUAUUUCGGCUGGCGUGUAUAAUUGUGAGAGGAGCUGUGGUUGAGAGAGUUGAUAAUAAAUUGGUUGGCAGCUGGCAUGUAGAGAUUCACUCCUGUCUGUGGUAUUAUUUGAGUUAAGCCAGCUCCCAAGAGAAAUCACUACAGCUCAUAAAGUGCUCUGUAUCCCUCUCCUCCUCUCCAACUGGGCCUCAAGAUGUUUUUCAGUUCUGGAAUUCUGUGUGAUACUUUUCGAUGUUCAUGGAUGCGUGAGAAUUGAUUGAGAGCCAUUGAAGUUGAAGAUGUGUGGGCCCGAUUGAUGAUGAUGUUAUGUGCUGAACUGUGUAUGCUGAGAAACUGCUGAAGGUGCUAUGAGCAUUUAUUGAAAAAUAGGUAUAUUUGAUAUUAAGUUCUUUGUAUGAAAACAUGAAAUGAUUUUUGGCUAACAUUGCACAUAUUCAGUUUUUGAAAAAGGAGUACUUGGAUGCUUUAGAUUUGUGUUUUUGAUUAGUGCAAUAUUUAAGUUUUACUGUUAUUAGUCAUGCAAUUAUUAAAGAGCAUUGGUCAUAAAAUGUCCAUAAACUGAGAUUUAAUACCUGGCAUUUUAAAUAGAACUGUUAGUUAUGUACUUGCAUUCAAGGGCAAAACAUUGCAUACUUUUGAACAAAAUGAAAAAGACAGUGAAAUUUAAUUUGCAACAUUUUGUUAGGUAGCAGGUUUCACAAUAAAAUGGUCAAAUAUUGCAUGGUAACAUAUUCACAGUGAACAAAAAAAUAUAUCUGUUAAUUCUGAUUGUGAUGUAAAUAUUUCCUAAUAACUUUUUAUUUGCCUUCAUAACUGCCUCCAACCUGAGGAGAUUUCGGAUCCUCUGAGUUGUAAUAUUUAGCCCUUAUUCUCCAUGUCAUGUUGUAACUCUGCCAGAUAUUAUACACUGCCUUCUGUAAAUCAGGACUGGAGACUGAGAAGGUUAUGAUAAAACCUUCCUUUUUUGCCUUAUGGUUUGUUGUCUUCCAGGAUACAGCCAUGUUGGAAUCCUAGUUUGAUGUAGAUAAAGUACGUAUCUUCCACUAGACUACUGUAUUUAGUUGUGCUUGUCAGAAAUCGUAACACUAAGAUUUGUACUUUUGAAUGCAAACAUAUUUGUAAAGCAUAACUGUAACAAACAACAACAACACCAAUAAUAAUAAUAAUAAUAAUAAUAAUAAUAAUAAUAAUAAUGUUCUGUGCAAGAUUAAAACAAUACACACAAAAAAAAACAGAGAAAAACAUUUUGGAAAGUGUCUUUGACAUGUUUAGGGGGGAUUGUUUUCUCCCAAUCUAUUAUUCAUCAAAUGCAAAUCAUAGAAAACAUAUGCGAUUUUUUCCCCUUUCUCAUUUUACCCCAUGAAAGGAAUGAGCUGUAGGAGCAGCCAAAAGAACUCUUUCACUGAAACUAAAUACAAAUUCUGAUGUCUGAGGGCUAACCAUACAUUUGAAAUAGUUGUGCAUGGUCAUGCAUUUUUGCUGUCCGGUUUUCUAGCCUGUGGUUUGGCAAGAACUUGACGCAUCUGAAGGUGACUGCUCCAAACAAUUUGUCAAUCCCAACACCGAUUUGUGGCGUGUAAAACCCGGCGCCUGACAAGUGGUUCUUUGUGUUACUUUAAUGUAAGUGAUGAUGACAAUACAAUGAGAGAGACUGAGUGAUGGAGUGAGUGAAUUAAUAAGUGAGUAAGCAAGUGAAUGAAUGAGUGAGUGUGCUUGCUCCAUUUGUUUUUAGAUAAAUCAUAAUUUUUCUGUAGUAUUGUAGGAACUGGAGAUUUGUGCAUUAUCCCCCUGAUUACUCUGUAGCGAAACAGCGAUAAUGCAGCAGUGAUUCCCCUUAGGGCACCAUCCAUUUUUCUAUGUUCUCCUAUUUGUGUGGUGCUUGUGUGAAAGUUUAGAUGUAUUUGACAAUCUCUUAUUAGUUUCGGGGCAGACUAAUGGACACUAAUAAGGGCUUGUAUUACAGGAGUGUGACAGCUGCACCUCCAUACUCAUAAGCACAUUUGUAGGGGAAGGGUGUUACUCAGAGCUCACUCUGCAGGCCUGCUGUGUUAAUGGAUUGAUUACUGUAUGGAGUCCAAGUGUCGCUCUAACACAGAUAUUUUGAGGUAUGCAGAUGCAGAAUUUCAUCAUCUUGAGUGUGGAUCUGACACAUAUAGAGGACACAGCACUGCAGGAGAUCCUUUGUUGAAUAUUUCAUGUACUGUCGUGUUUGAGCAGGUUGGUGUUGUGAGACUCAAUAUAUUUGCACUGACAGGCAAGUUGAGAAUAAUAAUUUACUUUGCUGACAAAUAAAAAAACUUAUUUGUUACAUGCCCCUGGAUAUAUGUGAGACAUUUUACACCAAAGUAGUGCUUACAAUACAAAAUAGUAAAAAUGUUAAUUGUAUCUGCUUUAUUGAGGGUCAAAGCAAUGACAUAGCAUCGUCCAACAGUACCUUUAAAAAAACACGGUCUCCAAGUAUUAAGCACUUUCAAUAUUUGAAAUGGUUUAAGUAUUCUAAUUACUGAUUAUGCAGUACAACUAAUUUUACCCUUUGUUACAUUGAAAGUAAUUGAGUGUGUUAUUGAAGGUUACUUUGAUUGUUCACGUCACUAGAGAAUUAACCUGAAAGAGAUAACAACUAGAUUUUCUUUAAUUCAUUAUCUAGUAUAACAGCAUUAGCAAUACAAUGAUGUGAAAGUUUUAAAAGUCACCUUAUUAUAAAGUUAAAUGUGUUGUUAAUUUGCUUGCAAUACAGCUUCAUUGGCAGUGUAUCAGUACAUUCUGAGCUGACGUGACGUGAAUGUACGGCCUGUUACGAUAAUCAAACAGAGCACUAAAAUCUGUAUUAAAGUCUUAACAAUAAUUUGAUCUUAAAACAGCAAAUAAAAAGACUAUGUGAUCCGGAUGUCUGACUGCUUUCUGAGCUUCCCAUGUUCGCAGCUGCCACAGGGCUCCUUUGAGAGCCGCAGUGGUUUACAUUCCUCCUGGCUUUACCAGGAUAUACAAUCCCUGUGCUCACGAUCCCUGAUUAGUUAUCAGAUCUUAUUAAUGCUGCUCUAGAAAGUGCAAUGGGUAUUUUAACAAGCCCUAAAGCCUUACUGAAUGAAAGACAUUGGGCCAGCGAACUGUGUUUAGUGCACACUGACCCUGUUCUUACAUUUCAACAGUGGGGCAGUCCAUGCACUUUAGGUCUAGGCCUUCAGUGAGGUCUAUGUCACUAAGAAAACAAUAUUGGAUAGAAUGGAUCACAGUGUGGACAUCAUACAUUACACAGCCUUAACACGUAGCGUAAAGCCUUAAAAUAGAAAGAGAAUACUGGACUUUAACAACCACACUAAACAAAGCCAUUAACAAAAAAGAUUUACAGUGACUAUUAGGAAAUCAUAUACAUAUUCAAAGGAGCAAAAACAUUACACCGAGAUCCACGUGGUAUUGUCAUUUUAAAUUAACAAUGAAGCCCUAGGAAAACCCAUAACACUAUAGUAUAGUUGUUUUAAACCAACUUUUUUCAAAUUUUAUGUUUAUGUAUUAAUAUGAAAAAAUUAUAAUGAUAUUUACUGUGGUGCUGAUUUCUAUUCCAAACUGUCUUAAUUUUUUUCAUUAAAAUCUGUCCUCAAAAUGGCAUCACCAGGGGAUUUGUGAGGCAAUCCAGCUGUCCUCCUUCUGCCAUUGCAGCAAGUUGAUAUAUUUCAUUUUUGUUUCAAUGGACACAUAAUAAUAUGUGCAGGUUGUUGGCCUAUUUCACAGCUCACAUCCACAAUAUUAGAUUUAUAUACAUACCUGUACAAUGUGUGCAUAAAAUGUAUGAUUGGCAAAAAUAAUAAUACAUCUGAAUGAAGCACUCACAGCAUACAAAUAUGACUGGCUGGGAGAAUAUGACCACUUUCUGAAAGUCUUAAGCAGUAGACCUCAGACACAAACUUUGACAAAUUAGAGAACAAAUUCUACUUGGAUUAAACCUCCUCCACCAUUUUCUUUUCACUGACAAAAUCUUUACAUGACUGAGAAUAAUCAUGUGAACACAGAAAUCUACUGUAUAUGGUAGUUUAUUUAUUUUUAUGAAAAUUUUUAAGUCAGCAGAGAAUCCAUCGCUGGCCCUGAGAGUCCACAGUGCAUUUCAGGGAGUUUUGAGUGCUCAUCUUAUUUGUGUUCUGUCUCAAGGUCCCCUUUCUGCCUUAAUUUAGUCCCUCUGUUUCACUUCAUGUCUAAAAUGAGGAUUUCUUCUUCUCCCAGUGAUGGGACUGAAUCUUUUUGCACGUCAUUAUAUGUCCAUUCAAGAGAAGCAGUUCUCUUUUAAAUGUCCCUUUGUGUAUAUAUAAAACAGAUGCUUCAUUUGAACAUUUUAAUGGAUUUCCUCCUGAAAGUUUGAGGAUUGGUACAGUAUUAUGCGGAGCCAAGAGGAAUUUAGCUGCUUUGUAAGAGACAUGAUCUUCCUUGAAAUAAAUAAAAGCUUAAAUCAAAUAUAGAUUCAAAACAAACUCCUAUUAAAAUCAAGCCCAUCUCUCUAGAAUAUUUUUUAAUACUGGCCAACCUCUGAAAAAGGCACAGGUGUUGUAAAAUAAAAGUGCUAAACAUGUCCUGCAUUUUCUGUUCUGUAUUUUAAACACUGGAUAUUCUAAAUAACCUGAUGAAGCCAGGCCAGUAUAACCUAUUGUAGCCAUCUGACAUUCUCAUAUAACAUGUAACAGUAGCAAUAGCCACAGUAAAUAAGGCCAGGGGUCCUCUGAGGAGAGUCACAAGACAGAAUGUUUGCUUGAUUAAUCCAUGCAUUGCUGCUAAUGCUCUGUGAGGUAGUUGUAAUGGUAAUGUUCUGCCUUGGCGGCUAACCGUCCUACCUGGAGGAUCAAAGGCUGGGUUUGCAUGCCUAGGCGUCGGUCACAUGCCACAUGUUUUCUAUCACUCUCCACCCUUUCUCUAAACGCUUUCUCCUGUGUUUCCCCUUCAUACAAACUUUCAGGGCUCAUGUACAUUGUCAAGACAUUGCUUCAUGUCACCCCACUACUGAUGGUCCAAAUCAUUGCUCCCAAACAAUGGCAAAGCCAUGGAAUGGCCAAAGUGCUCCCACAUGGAAUGAAAAACUGAGUGUGAACUGUUCUGCUUUUUGGUGUUGUAGUGCUUUCAGUUUUCAUUCAUAUUAAGGACUCUGCUGGGGCCAUUUACAUUAAAGACCAAAUGAGGCUUCUGACUAGGUCUGCUUUUGCUCAAACCUGAGAGAGACUUGAGAAACAAAUAUUCACCUAGCUUAUUAGGAAAUGCACGGUGUAUUGUCACUUCCCAGUAAAAGGAAAUACCAUACAUAUAAAAUGACUAGAAAUAAGCUGCAAUUUAACUUUCCUUGUGUGUUUUUGAUUUACACAUGUUUUGAGUGUUUGAGUGUACAUUUAACUAGAAACUGUAAUAACACAUGUUUAACUGUCAAACAUUGAGUUUUCCUUUGGAUUCACUGACUGGCUUGUUUUCUAUUCAUACUUUGUUGGUUUGUAUGACACAUACUUGCACCCUUUCAGUAAAUUAUCUUAGGAAGUUAAGGCCUCAGACUAGUGUGUGUGUGUGUGUGUGUGUGUGUGUGUGUGUGUGUGUGUGUGUGUGUGUUUUAUGUGGCAUACCAGAAUUGGAAUAAAUAUAGUUGCUGGCUAAGUAAUAAAGCUUCCAACAUUUGUUUAUGGUGUACAUACUUUUGAACAACAGCUCUCAACAUUGCAGCACUGAUCUCCUCCACUGUUGGAACAAGUGGUGAGCAUUUUAUAUAGUAGCUACAACUAUUUACACUGACCCGCUGAACAGCACGGAAAAAGGUUGUUCUAGAAGUUUCCUUGUUUUCAGUUUGUUUACUGAGCUAGUUUAUUAGGAAUGCUGUGUCGGUUUAUUAGCUGUCUUUGCCAGAGGAACACAGAGUUGAUCCAAUCUCCCAUGCCCCUUGAGUGUUGAGUUUGCUGGCAAUUAGCUGGAGUUGGGGAGAAGGUAGUGUUUGUGUGCUGUAGGGAGCAGCAGAGUAGUUCUAGGGUUUACUCACCUCACAAUAACUGCAUUGCCACAUGGGCUCCUUCUGCCCCAGUAAACAGACGCGGAAUAAUCAGGCUUUAACUCAUGGCCUUGGAUGUAAGACAGUUCUUUCUGUCUUUCCUUCGUAUGGUAAUAGUUUGACACCUUUGCAGGACAAACUACUUACUCGUACAUCAGGCCAGAUGCUUUGUUCUUCACAGUGCAGCCAUUGGCAGGUUUGCUUUAGGCCUAUUAUACUGGAAUUAUUCUUCAUAUACCCAGGUCAGGUCCCAGAUGGAAGCUAUUAUUGUACUUCUGACUCACCGCAUUUGGUUUUUCUAUCAAUUUGAAGUUAGGGGACACUCACUCCCUGACUAUUUUUCUAGCUGCUUUUCCACUGACCCUAAAGCAUUUUCCACCAUAAAGACUAAUGUUUGACAUUUUCCAUGGGCAAAUUGAAGUGAGAUUGUUUCAGGAUGGGCUUACACAUGUAACAACUAUGAGGGUUAGAAAUCAAAAAAUGGUCAAGGCAAAAAUAAUUCUUUAAUUCCUUUCAAAAACCAAUUUCAACUGACAACAGCAACCAAUGAAAAUAAUGUGAUAGAAAUUUUGAAUUUAAGUCAAACCAGUGUUAUGGUGCAAAAUGUGAAAUGUUAAUGUUAUUAUUUGAUCUAAGAGUGAGCUAUAUGUGGGCUAAUGUAUUACUACAUUUUUUACACUUCCCACUAAACACCUAAUGAGAUAUUUUACUUUUGAACAUCUCAUAAUUUCACUGUAUAUAAGAAAAACUAAUUAAAUCUGAGAAACCCAUACAGCAGUAAUGCUGUUUCUAUGCAGAGAUUAACUGUGGUGAAGUCUUGUGGGGAAAGGAGCAGUCUAUAACAGCAUGAGUUCACAAACACUGCAUUUUUUAUUGAAGGCACCAUUGACAAAUCCUAACCAAAAGAAUUAAUUAUGGAGAAGAGAAUCCAACAGUGAGUGAGAAGGGUGUAGUGUGUGCCUCUGUGUGGGUCUUACUGUCCCAAGACUCCAUAAGGCAUAAUCUGUUCUUCCCAGCAAAAUUGUUGUUGUUGUUGUUGUUGUUGUUAUGAAUUCACCUUCUGCGGCCCCAGAGUGGGUUUGUUUGAUUUAGUCCAGAGAAUGCUCUGUUUAAAGGUUGAUUUUCACUUCAAAGAUUAUAACCACAAGCUCUGGAAUGUAAAUCCCAUCCUGCAGAUGCAGCCUCUGGGUCAGGCUGUUUAUUUGGGAUGGCCCCUGUUGGUGGAUGGGACAUGGGCUAGAGGGGGGUGUGACUGUGAUCGAUGAGCGUGCUGCUAGUCUGACAGCAGGACAAGGCCAUUCUGACAGCCAGUGUUUCAAGCAUGCUUCAGGCCGAGUCUCCCCCUUCCCGCCUUCCCCUUGCUCACUCAGCACAGGGGGAAGUGGCCCAUUCACCAAGAUAAACACAAUGGCGGUCUCUUUUGGCACUACACAGUGUGUUUUUUUUUUUCUCCAAAAAUCACAUUUCAGUUUUGACAUUAGUGUCAUUAAUCAACUAUUCACUUAAGCUGCUAUGGUGUUCUUUUGUGCUUUGAGGAAUGGCAAAUGAACAUCUGUAAAUUACCCAGUGAAGCUGUUUCUGUGACCUUUCAUUCAGCAAGGUUGUGAAACACACAACCUCAGAUGAAUUGCAAAUCCAAACACUACCAUUCUCUGAAUUCUUACACUAUCAUGGCCCUGGCUUGACAUAUCUCCUAGUGAGUCUAGCAAUGCUAAAACAAUACAAGUCCAAGCUGGUGUGUGUAUGUCAGGCUGUCUACUCAUAGACAAUCCACUGAGUUAUUUGGACUGCCUUCAUUCCCUGGGCCUGUUUUUUAGGACACAUGCUGCCUAAACUAGAGUCUUUCAGAAUUGUACUUUGAAGUCAGUGCUGAGCUUUUUUAGUAUUUUCUCUUAGUACUAGGCAGUAAGAUUGUAAGAUUUCUACUAUGAUUUGGUUUCUACAGCUCAGUAGAAAACAUCUAUUUUUGUCACACUGAACUAUAAACCACAGUGGAGAAGAAAAUGUUAAUGAUGCUGCAUUAUUAUGCUUAUUUUAUCUCCCAAUUCCUAAUGAAGGAAUUUGAAAGGCUGUAUCUACAAUAUAAGAAAAUAGGUACUACUAUUUUUUAAAAAAAUAAUUAUUUUGGUACUAUUAUCUUUCUAACUGCAGCACUUGUAUAGUUCAUAUUAUAUGUAAGUAAUUUCCAUAUAACAAACCGGAUACAAAUGUUUUAUUCUUUUGAAAUGGCAAUAAAGCUGUUAGAAUCAGCUGCCAUCAAACCAUAAAUGAAAUAAAAAGAAUUAUCAUCUGGUUUACAGAUUGUCAAACUAAAAAUCUGUUAAAAAACUGAAAAAGUAAAUGUGCAAAGCUAAUUGACAUAGUUUACCUCUGCAAGUAUUUAUUAAUCCAUGGCCAACAAUGGCUACAAGGCAGGGACAGACCCUUCACACAAACAUUCACACAGUCUUUUACACCUGGGGUAGCCAGUCUUUCUAAAGGUAUAUAUUUGGAACAUCACACAGACAGUAACUUGAGCUCAAAAUCGAACCAGAGACGCUAGAGCUGUGAGUUAGCAAUGCUACCUGCUGUGCCACCAUGAUGACUCCCAACAAGUAAUUGUGUAUAUUUCCUAAAAAAAAAAAAAAAUCUUUGGUGUGUGCAACCAUCUCAGAUGUAUCCAGUGUUGAUAGAAUAUAAGACUGGAAAGUUACAGUGUUUGGAUCUAUUAUCUACCAAAAUCUCUCCAAUCAUUUAAUUUAGGUGUAAUUCUUAUUCAGAACUUGCUCAUAAAAACAUUUCACAUGGUCAUUUUACAAAUUAAUAAAGCAAUAGGGGGAUUUGGGGGGGGGGCUCUAAGCACUGAUUUUUUGGUUGAUUGUUGCCAAUAGUUGAGCAUGUUCACUCUGAAUUACCCUGUAUCACACACUUGCGGGCUAGGCUAUAUUACUGCCACAGGUACAUAAAAAUGCAACUUUUGCACCAUGUAGGAAAGACAUUGUCCUUUGUUUCUGUAUGCUUUCAUAGGGUAUAUUUUGAGCCUAAAAUACUUCUGCAUUUUUUUCAUUCUAUUUCUCAAAUGAAGUGAAGUUGUUAUGCACAUCUGCACCUCAUUACUAUUAAAGUGGAUCAAGUGGUAUCACAAGUUUUUUUUUUUUAAAUCAUAUAUAAAAGCAAUUUCAAAUGUGUUCAAAUUUGGUAGGAUUGAUUAAAUGAAGUGUAAAGUAUACAUCCAUCAUUUUCCAGUUGUUCACUGUUUACUCCAUUGCAUAACAUUUUUAGAGGUUUUUUUUCAUAUUUAUUUAUUUUAUUUUUAUUUUUUUUUAAAUAAAAACAUUUGUGAAUAAAACUAUUUUUGGGACACUGGUGUUCAGGCUGAGGUGAACAGAUUAAUUGCUUGGCUUCGUUGACCUGCAAGUGUUUGUUUAUUUUUUAUUUUUUGUAAAUGAGUACACAGUGUCUCUUGUGUGACUCUGUCCCAUGGGUUCCCUCUGUGUACUUUUUCUGUAUCUGCACCUUGCCAAAUCUCCUGGGAUAGCUCCUAGUGUCCACAUGAUUAAGUGGCCUUACCAGAAACUGUGAGACGGGCCGGUCGAAGUAAGAGAGAACUCAAAAUAUCUGCACACCCUCAAUAAGGUUGUUCUUUUCAAAGGAUAUUUGUUUUUGAAGGGAAAAUCUCAUGCAUGUCAUGAGCAAAAAUAUGUUCUAGAUCUAAUGACAAUGUGAUCUGAUAUCACAUUAUAUUUGAGAAUUAACUAGCUGACACAUUGAGAGAGGGAUAUUUUCAUGAUCAUGGCACAUGUAAAUAAAUAAAUGAACAAAUAAAUAAAUAAAUUUAAACAACGCAUGGAUGGAUUUCCCUAUGUCUUUUGCUCCACUUUCACACAUGUCGGAUGAGUUGGGUGCAUGUUUGUACAGCGUUUCUCACAGGUUGUGUGGAUUUGAGCACUAGUUAAAAUAGAAGUUUGUUUGUGACUAAAAGAUGAUUCAUAAAAGCUUUAGUUGUAAAUUUGGCUUUAGUAGUCUUUUGCAGAUAAAAUAAUAAAGUCUGUUGUAUUUAAUUAUGUAUGGGUGAAGAAGCCUAUUUAUGUUGAAGUGAGGUGAUAAAUUGUGACUCCAUAAAACCUGGUUUUAAUAAAUGGUAGGAUGAGAAGGAUGAACUUAAACUCAGGAAUUACCAUUUUGUCCCUCCAUCUGCGCUAAAAGUGGUCUUGGGCCACGCUAUCUUAUUUUUAUUUUUUUUAAACCAAAAUGGGUUUAAAAAUUCCACUGCAUUUUGACUUUGGAAUGUUACAGUUCCUUUGUUCUGCUCCAUCCACAUUAGGGCAGCACAUUAAUUUAUAACCACGGAAAUAACAGCAAAAUUACAUUUUGCAAACUCGAAAAAAAACUUGCUUGCACCCAAACUGGUGUUAACCAGCAAAUUACCCUUGUACUGGCAUGAAAAUAAAGCCUUCAGUGUUUACCAGAAGAUUACAUUAUGUUUUAUGCCAUUAUUUGCUCAAAACAUUGUGUCAUUUCAGGAGCAUACUUUUUUGUGACUUUAUGUCUGAAUAAGCCAGAAUAAGAUUUUGAAGUAUCUCCACGUUUUUUUUUUUUAAUCUUUCAACCUGGCUAACAGAUUCUGUGUGAGAGCCUACAGUAAUGCUCAAUUUCAUUAUGUGCAGUUAUCAGAUGUGCUUGUUUGCUAAUACAGCAAACAUAGAAUAUUAGAGAAAAACAACUUCACUGUCAGCAAUGCAGUGCAUGCAUUAGGGGGCUAGGUCUGGGUGUUUAAGGAUAUGUUUCUGAUUUUCU